Molecule: messenger RNA, 1341 nt
Organism: Coccomyxa subellipsoidea C-169
Lineage: Eukaryota; Viridiplantae; Chlorophyta; Trebouxiophyceae; Coccomyxaceae
Product: Isy1-like splicing factor
Exons: 5
Coding region: 296-1111 (271 amino acids)
Biological process (GO): generation of catalytic spliceosome for second transesterification step; mRNA 3'-splice site recognition
Cellular component (GO): catalytic step 2 spliceosome; post-mRNA release spliceosomal complex; Prp19 complex
Source: RefSeq, a predicted model, not a curated record
GUGUCGGUUUCACGUCACAUGCGACCGUAGGGAUUUAGCUGCCGGUCUGUUGAGAAACAAAGAAGCCAACACAAUCUGCUUAUUCUUAUUGCAGUGCAAUUUGUCCCAUCACGACAUCCUGAGAGAUCUGUCCACUUUUUCGGAGUGUGGAAAAUCCUGACUGUUCCUCGCACUGACAUCGACGGUUUCGACGACGUGGGUUUUGUUGGCCCUUGAGCAGUCUCCUUCCUUCCAGCGAAACUGCGGGCGUAGGAAGGGCAGAUCCCGCACGCGCUUGUGAGAAAAAGGUGCAGAAAUGGCUCGUAAUGAAGAAAAGGCGCAGUCUAUGCUCAACAGGCUUUUGGCGUCAAAGGCUGCAGAGGGAAAGGAGCCUAAGCAGAAGCGUCCGUACCUGGCCACAGAGUGCCAUGAUGUGGUGGAGGCAGACAAAUGGCGGCAGCAGAUCCUGCGGGAGAUUGGGCGCAAGGUCAUGGAAAUCCAAAAUGCCGGCCUUGGCGAUCACAGAAUACGAGACCUCAACGACGAGAUCAACAAACUGAUUCGAGAGAAGGGGCACUGGGAAAAGCGCAUUGUGGAGCUGGGGGGUCCGGACUAUGCCAAGAACGCUCCCAAGGUGCAGGACAGCCAGGGAUUUGAGAUCCAAGGGGCGACUGGGAAGGGGAGCGGCUACAGGUACUUUGGAGCCGCCAAGCAGCUGCCGGGGGUGAAGGAGCUGUUUGAGAAGGAGGCCCCACGGCAGCUGCGGCGCACGCGGCACCAGAUGUAUGCGCACAUCAACGCGGACUACUACGGCUUCCGCGACGAGGAGGAUGGCGUCCUGGAGAGAGUGGAGGCCGAGGCUGAGCGCGCCGUGCGCCAAAAGCUGAUGGAGGAGUGGGCAGAGAAGGAGGCGGAGCGGCAGAGCGCGCUGGCAGGAGUGGCGGGGGGCAUGGAUGACGGUAACGCUGCGUCAGACGAGCCCCAGUACGUGGCAUACGUGCCGCUGCCGGACCAGAAGGAGAUCGAGGCGCGCGUUGUGGAGAAGAAGAAGGCCGAGCUGCUGGCCAAGUACUCCACCCCUGCUCUGCAGGCGCAGCAGCAAGAGGCCAAGGCGCUGCUCAGCGGGCAGUGAGCUCACGCAUGGGGGUUCUGUUUCAAUAUCGGUUGACCCUUGUGAAUCGUGCUGUUCAGUUGGAAUGUUAUCGUGCCUUCAGGUCUCUGUUUGCUAAAGCACGUGGUUUUUGUUCGAUAAUUGAUUACAACCCUCGAGAGUGUCGUGGAAGUUGACCAAAUGACAAAGACUCUACAGAGAGGACCAUGCGUGUACCAUUAAAAGCAAAAGAUAGAAAGGCAGUCGUGAUU